Messenger RNA from Carassius gibelio (silver crucian carp), 2386 nucleotides. Its product is annotated as cytohesin-3. Gene Ontology annotation, biological process: regulation of ARF protein signal transduction. Gene Ontology annotation, molecular function: guanyl-nucleotide exchange factor activity. Lineage: Eukaryota; Metazoa; Chordata; Actinopteri; Cypriniformes; Cyprinidae. The record is from RefSeq and is a predicted model, not a curated record. The transcript has 13 exons. Bases 274 to 1458 code for a protein of 394 amino acids.
UGUGUCUGAAGCGCUUAUUGCGCUGGAUGUUACUGAUCCACGCCAGUGAAUACACCGAGAAGCGCUGUAUCCCUUCAUUCGCUCAGAAACACAUCGGGCUGCGGAUUUAAACUAGGAUUGAGAUACAGUAUCAGUUUAUGCCGUCUAAUAUUCCGUUUGAAGCUGGACCUGUUUGUAAAAACAGCAUAUUAAACCCCUCAUUGUAAAGCACACAUCUGUGUCUGGAGCGCGUUCUCAUCACACCGUUUCAUUAUUAAGCUUUUAUCUGCUGAUAUGGACGAAGAUAAUCAAGUCCCUGAAGAUCUGUCCUUAGAGGAGAGAGAUGAGCUCUACAACAUACGGCGCAGGAAAAAAGAACUGCUUGAUGAUAUUGAGCGGUUGAAGUUUGAGAUCGCUGAAGUGAUGACAGAAAUCGAGCAGCUCACGUGUGUGGGCGAGAGCAAAACAACACAGAGAAACAAACAAAUUGCAAUGGGAAGAAAGAAAUUCAACAUGGACCCCAAAAAAGGGAUCCAGUUUCUGCUGGAAAACGACCUCCUGCAACAGACCCCUGAAGACAUCGCUCAGUUCCUCUAUAAAGGCGAAGGCUUGAACAAAACUGUUAUCGGGGAUUACUUGGGGGAACGGGAUGAUUUCAACAUCAAAGUGCUCCAGGCUUUCGUAGAGCUCCAUGAAUUUUCCGACCUCAACCUCGUUCAGGCUCUGAGGCAGUUUCUCUGGAGUUUCAGGCUUCCUGGUGAGGCCCAGAAGAUCGACCGAAUGAUGGAGGCGUUUGCGUCCCGGUACUGCCAGUGCAACCCCGGCGUCUUUCAGUCCACAGACACAUGUUAUGUCCUGUCCUUCGCCAUCAUCAUGUUAAACACCAGUCUUCACAAUCCCAACGUCCGGGACAAACCCGCAGUGGAGCGUUUCAUCUCCAUGAACAGAGGCAUUAAUGAAGGAGGAGACCUGCCAGAAGAUCUGCUCCGGAACCUGUACGAGAGCAUCAAGAGCGAGCCCUUCAAAAUCCCUGAAGAUGAUGGCAACGACCUCACACACACGUUCUUCAACCCGGACCGAGAGGGCUGGCUGCUCAAGUUAGGUGGACGUGUAAAAACGUGGAAGAGGAGAUGGUUUAUUCUGACCGACAACUGCCUGUACUAUUUUGAGUACACAACAGACAAGGAACCACGUGGAAUUAUUCCACUGGAGAACCUCAGCAUCAGAGAGGUGGAGGAGCCCCGAAAACCUAACUGCUUCGAGUUGUACAAUCCCAACCAUAAAGGGCAGGUGAUCAAGGCGUGUAAGACGGAGGCAGAUGGGAGGGUGGUGGAGGGAAACCACGUCGUCUACAGGAUAUCAGCCCCCACACCAGAGGAGAAGGAGGAAUGGAUCAAAUCCAUUAAAGCGAGCAUCAGCCGGGACCCCUUCUACGACAUGCUGGCCACCAGGAAGAGACGAAUCGCCAACAAGAAGUGAAGUCUGCAUCCAAAGCGCCUCCCCUGAAGCCUAACGCACACUGCCUUCUGGGACAGCCGUUGUGCUCGAGUGUGUUUGAUGAAGAAUUCAUGUUUAUAUUCCCUUUCUUGUGUUUCUGUUCGCCCAGCUGUCCUGCUCUGUUUGUAUCUGCAUGGAUGUUGGUAUGUAUACCUGGGCAGCUCACUUCACGACAGAUGUCAGAUAGAAAAGCCAUUUAUUUCAAGAGACUAGGCCCUUUCCAACACCCAGCAACCUGAACGCACAGGGCUCUGAGACAGUAAGCCUGCGUGGACGUCAUCUCUUAUGGUGCUUGAAGACGUCCUGCGUGCUCAAAUAUGCUAAUAAUGCUAAUGCUAAUGCUAACACUAGGUGGCCGUCUGGAGUCAGCUGGACUGAUUUCAUGUUGUUCGAGUAAGAAACUGCAAAUAUAUAAUGCAUAGAUUUAGUUUCUAACCUUUCUGUUCUGGUCUUAGAUAACACAAUGAUGUGUAGAUGUAAUUUGAAUGAAUUUGCUUGCUUUUGUGUUCUUAUGACAAGUAUAGUUGAAUAUCUUUUUAUAUUUAUUUUCUUCGUGAAAUGACUUUAUUCUACACAUAAUUGGUAAACUAUAGAGCUAAGUUAUGUGUAAAUACUGUAAACUUUUUUGUGUGUAAGUACAAUCUUUAGCAUAUAAAUCUACUGGCUUUUUAAUGUUAGGGCUCUUUGCUCAGCAGCCUUAAAAUAAUGUACUUCUGUCAGGGAAAAACACCUUGUUAUUCUGGAAAAUGAAGUUUAAUCCAGUAGCAAUUUAUAUGUGGUUGUAAAUAACAGCUCUGUCCAAGGGCAGAACACUAUCUCCAAUGCCCUUUGGGCUCCAGAUUAAUUUUUAUAUGUCUGUAUAAGCUAUUGGUCAAACUGUACAUGAAAUAUAAAUACAUAAAACAUUCAU